Messenger RNA from Pocillopora meandrina, 16806 nucleotides. NCBI's taxonomy places the organism in Eukaryota, Metazoa, Cnidaria, Anthozoa, Scleractinia, Pocilloporidae. The record is from the annotation of a GenBank genome assembly.
AUGUACAGAGUUGUCAGAUCAAGGCUUCUUCACAUCUUUCUACUUCUGGUGUUGGUGAACCAAGUUUCACCUAUGAAUAUCAAAAUAGGUAAGAAAAGCAUCAGUAGAUUUCAUAUUCUUCAUGAUUACAUUUAAUUACAAAGUCAUCUGGGAGAGCUAAUGGAGUUAAUCACACUAAAAUACGCCAUUAUUAAUAAACCUUAAAUAUGGAUUUGAAGAAUAUAUAUUUGUUGUGUAUACACUUCACGUUUAAUUGUUGUUGUGAGCUUUCAAGUUAUUUCGAAGUUGCCGAUCAGUGAAAACUGAUCAACAGAAACAAGGCGUGUGACCUCUUAGUAAAAAAUAUGCUUACGAAGACUGAUUAUUAUGCCACUUUUCAGAUUUUUUUUUUCUUUGUCGUAGAAUUAAUGGAGUAAAGAGUUUAAGCUAAUUCGCUGUGGUUUUUUUUUUCUUUUUAAUUUAUAACUCUGCCUGUUUUUACGAGCCAAGCAUCAAAAAGAGAGAAGAAAGUAAUUAAAGAAAAUUAUUUUGUGAAAUCAAUCAUCAGGAGAAACUGAAAGCUGAAAAGAGUGAUAGGCUGAAAUUUUCGUGCAGAUUCUCUUGCGGUUAUGAAGCCAUGGCCUUACCGGAGAGAAAGGACCCACAGCCCAGAGAGCUGCUUACUCAAUUUGCUUCAUUUUUGAUCACCUAAAAAUCUUGAUUUAAGUCAAUAGUUUGAGUUCUUUCUAAAUCCUUUUUAUGUCUUUUGGAAAUUUAAGCUACGAACAUAACACAACGGGGAGGCGAGACACUCCUCUACUUUUAUGGCUAUUUAAGUACUAAUCACCUCAAAAGGUUUAGUUAUUAUGGCGUUUUGUUCUGAAAACGGGUAUGGAUUCUGACUGUUGUUUUCUUGAACUUUGUUUGGUAUCCAGGCGCAUCACAAGAGCUUAUAGACGCAUUUGUCUUUUCAACUCAAAACUAGUAACAGAGGAAUGAGGAUGAUAUUUAUUUGAGUUGGGUUUUCCAGCGAAUUUAAGCAAGACUGGAAUGUGGAACUGAUGCGAAGCUUAAUUACUUUACAAUUGACAAAGCCAAAGUAAAAUUAACAACCGCGACGUUUCUUUUAGUUAAAUCGGGUGAUAAAUUCAGAAUAUGAAGAUGAUGAGAGAAAUGUGCAAAAAAAAAAAAUUUAUAUGGUAACAAAAAAGUUUUGGAUUUUAAAGGCCAGGAGUGAAACGUGUGUGAAUAUCAAUGUUCUGGAGUGAAACAGAGUCAUAAUCUGGAGAAAAGACGCUCCUUUUUUAGCAAAAAUUGCGAGAAAUCUCUUCCCUUUCCUGGGAAGAACUCAUCAAUCACCGUGACUAAUUCAGAAUUGAGGAAAUCAAGCCUCACCGCUGUUGAAAAAAAGUGAUUAAUAAAUUAUUAGAGAAAGAUGGUAAAAGAUGAUAGUAAGGUGAUUUUAAUUUUUGGUUAAAAGGGGUCUUUGAUCAGGCGUGGAUUGCAUUGUCUUUAGCCUCUCUAAUUCAAUACAAAGUCCAGAGAUAAAUAUUCAAGUCAUAUGCUAAUACUGGCAUGUCCACUGUUAAGAGUUUCUAAAGCUUAAGUUUGGAGAGUCAGCCGUUCGGCAGAGUGACGAAAUAUUCAUGUUACACCUUCGUUCUGACAAAGGGCUAGAACUCAAAACGUCAACUCUUUGCGGUGGCCACGUCAGUAUGAUCAUUUCAAAUUAUCUUGCAAUAGCACCCACCGACUCAGCACCACAAUUUUUUUCAGCCUACAGCCGGAUUCGGCGUAAUUUUUCAGAGGUUUUUACAUCUUACAGGCGAACGGAAACAAGCACUAGGUGAGCUCGAAACGCGCGUCACGCGUGAGAGGAGGAGCGCGAAAAAAUAUUGCGCUCCUCACCUUGCGCGUGACUCGCAUUGCGCGCUCGCCUCGUGCUUGCCUCAGUUUGACUGAAAAACGCAAAAGAAUUACGCUGUGUCGUCUUUUACUUGUAUGGGUAAAUACGAAUCCAAAGAUAAAUAUGAAAAUUCCACCCUACUAAAUUAAAACGUCCGCUCAGUUUAUGAUACGAUGUUUCGUAUUACAAUAACAUACAAUCACUUUCAACCCAUGGAGCACAUCAUACUUUCUUUAAACUUCUUCGCGCUCAAUUAUGAAAAAGUAAAAAAAGCUGCUCAAAAUGACACCUUAAAGGAGGAACAUAGAAAUCCCUUAGCUGGACAAUGCAACUUAAUAGUCACUUGUCACUCCAAAAAUCAAACCAUUCACAUUGAGGGGGAAGGAUUUGGAACCAAAAGUACCCUUCCUCUGUACACUUCCUAAAACUAAUAAACCACUUUUAUUCUCCAGGUGCCUUAUACAGCAAAAACUCCGAAAGGCUUUUCAAGUUACUCGAAUACCUUUUGGCACACGAGCCACGGGAGCUUACCUUAAAAAAGACUUUCAUAUUGCAACUAGUGCCACUGAACGUUGAUGGUGAAGAUCUCCUCUCUCAAGGUAGGUAAUAAUUAAUGAUUCCCUUGAUAAGUAAAGGAGAAUCUUUAUGGGCCGAAUUUGAGGAAAGCAGCCUUAUCUCAUCCCUUCAAUUAAGUUUGAGAGUUUAUGUAUUCCGAAGGAGUACCGUUCUUUUCUUUAUGAUUGAUGGGUGGAUCGGUGGUUUUUGAGCCCAAUGAUCUCAAAGCAGCGGCGAAUAUCUAGUCCAAAUGAUUUUAAACAGAGUUAAGGUUUCACUAAGCAUUCCCCAUAAAACCAUAAAACUUCCCCCCCCCCCUAUAUCCAAAACAAUUUUGGGAGGUGCGAAGAAUGGUGCCCAUAUAAAGGGUAAGCCAUGCCAUAGUGGGUCUAAAUUUUCCUAAUAUUUGGUGCAGGCGUUGUGCUCCAUGGUAAAUAUUUUUUAUUAUGGGGCAGUGCUUACGCAAGGCAGCGCCUGCUCAUAGCAAAAUUGUGUUUGUAUUCUUACAUUUCUGUUAGUUUCAGAACGUUCUUAACUUUAGCUGAUCAAAAUUAAGACUAUUGCUUGAAGCCAAAAUGAUUUAUUUCCACAGAUGUGGCGAGGAAAUUAAGUUCUGUCUACGCUAUCAUUGACCUUGAUUGUAAGAACGAAAACGUUCUUGCUCUGAGCUCCCUUCUUCAAAGACCUUUGGUUAAAGUAGACAACAUUGACGAAGAAACGCCACACAAGUACGCGUUAUCAGUGAGACCGUCGUAUCGUGAUGUCUGUGAUGCUCUGUUUGAUAUGAUGAAGUUCUACUCAUUCACAAGAGUAGCCGUUGUUUAUGAUGGUAAGAAUAAGUACUCGUAGGAGAACAGUCAUUUAUCAUUAAUCGUCGCCAAUGUGUAAAGGGAGACUCUAGAAAAUUGACGGCAAACUUACUGCCAAUGAGGGAUCAUAAGAACAUUACAGAACCUUAUGGAAGGAUCAGGUAAAUUUUGUGGUGACACAAACAGAAUCCUCCGAACUCCACCCCAACCCACCCCCUGCCGAUAAAAUUAUGACUAGUCCUUCAUCACCCCCUUGAAAAUAAUUGAAAAUACAAACUGAUUUGGAUAAAAUUGGUUAUGACUGAAAUCGCUUUUUAGAGCGGAUGGGUAUAUAAGAAAAAAUAAAUAACAAAACAAAAACAAAAAAAACAAAACAAAAAAACAAAGGCUUUGCGUCACUGUUCUUUGAUCUAGACACUUGCCAUUCAUAUGAUUAAGUGAUUCUGGCGCCGGUGAUCGAGUUGUUUGAACGAAAAUCAUUUUGUUCGUUGAUCUGUUCACCCUUUACUCCCUCACAUCAGCACGCAUAUUCUCCAUACAGUUCUCCAGACAAUUCUUAAGGUGUUGACAAGGAGAAGUUGUUCAACAACCAAGAGCUUCUUUAGUUGGUGAUCAUUCCCUUUAUUCCCUUGACCUUCAUUUUUGAAUCAGGGGUGAUAUUGCAAAGACUGAUUUUAGAUGUUAGACACUCCUAGGGGGUCGUAGGGGAAAAGGGUUGUCUCGUUUUUGUCUGAUCAAAUUUUUACUGUUUCUGAACGUUUCUUCAACGUUACUUUUGCCUGUUUUACAUGUUUGAGCUUCUUAACUUAAUUUCAGCUCGCAAAGCGAGGCAGGCGUCUUUGUUCUUUGCAAAGGUUCGCAAGUGGCCAAGGUAUAAUGCAGAAAUGAUGCCAGAGCUUCCUCUAAACAAUCAGUACAAAGUGAGAGAGGCUCUCACAGCCUUACUGAAGGCACAUAUCAAACAAGUCGUUCUAUUUGCUGAUCAGAAGGACUUGGCAACCAUAAUGAACGAGGUAACGCAAUAAAAUGUCAUCCGUCACCAGCAAAAUUUACACUCACUUAUUAAGGAUGAUGCGAAAACGCGAUUGCUGAACUCAGUUAAUUACUUAAAACGUAAUAUUACUUUGAUCAAUGCGCUAUGUGAGGCAAUAGGCUAUCAGGGAAGAGUUUGUUUACUGGCUAAUCACCCGGUCAAGUUUUAAAAUUUCAUUUGCAGACAAAAUUACAUUUAGCGGCCGUAGUUAGUUCUUCGUGCGGUUUAUUGCUAACCGAAUUGAUCAUUUUAAACAGGCACUAUUUGUGGGAAUCAAUGACAAAGACUUGAAGUGGAUAGCCUCAGAUCUGGUAACGCUUGUCUUGACUUUUUUUAUGUACCUUUCCCUUUAAUCAAUGUGAAUUUUAAGCUUCAUUGAUUACGUAGCUCGAGAUGUCAGACCCAUCAGUAAAUCACUCAAUUUAUGGGAAAUGGAAUAGGUCAGUAGUUCUGUAAGAAGUUGUCAGUUGUAAUGUAAGGAAGCUGGCUCUUCAUUAAGUUACACCUAAGUUACAAAAGAUCUUCUUUUUAGACAUACUUUGGUCAUUCUCGGAUGCACCACAUUUGAUAGGGCCAAAAAAUGUUAAAAUUGAAAUGUAGAACUGAUCAAAGAACGUGGGCGUAGAGAUGUAUACACUCUCUACGAUGGUAAAAUAAUUAAAUGCGUUCAGACUGUUAAGGCAUCCUCACCGUGAAACAAUAACAUGGUGCCUGACUAUAGAAUUUUCAGUUUUUAUGACAUAGAAUGUGCAAAUGUGACUGGCAACACCUCUUCAUAGGGUCUUGAAGGGUAGUGAAGAAUAUUUUGAUUCCUUAAACUCUAUAUCUAACUGAUUAAUUAGUGGUUGAGAGGAAGAAACGUCUCUAAUCUUUUUGUCCUUUAUCAAUUCAAUCUGGAUUUGGUAUCAAUAGGAAGUGGCAGGUCCAAACAAGACUUACCCCUCCAUUCGCGGUCUGGUUGGACUGAGUCUUCAUCUCGGUAACACCUCAGCGGCGAAGAAAUUAGAAGAUAUAUCAAAAAAAGUCAUUGUGCCUCGUGGAGCAAACCACUACUCAUUGGUAAGAAAAAAAACAAAAUUAACAAAUUGCUCAACUUUGUUUGCGAGGUUUUGAUAUUUUUAUUUAUCUAUCCAUUUUUAUUUUUUGGGGGGUGUAGGAAGGGGCUGUUUUUAUUGAAAGAAGAUGUCAGAAAAUUCAUGUUUCGGUGGGACAUUUGCAGAAAGCGUUGAAAAAAUUUAGAACGCACUUAUUGUCGUACACCGUUGUGGUCUGCUUGUGUGACUCCAUGACCUAUCGCAAAUAAUCUUUAUUUUUUGUGCGCAGGAAAUGUACUCCGCGGUGCAUGAUGCAGCAUCUGUAGUAGUAAAAGGAUUAAAUAUAUUCUUGUCAAACAAGACCAGGGUAGAUAUGGCAAUUGAAUUCUCGCCCAGCCAGAAGUGCCCUCUACGAAGCAAGAAAGAUUCAAUGGCACAGGCAAUUCUAGACGAUUUCAAAAAGGUAGAGUGUUACUUAACAAUUCCCUGCUUUAUCACUGUCAGGACUCCUGUCACUGUACAUUCUUUCUCGCUGAGUCGCUCCGUAGUCUUCGAUCCGUUGUUCCCAAAUCUUAAUUAGCGUUAAGUCCAACAUAAAAUUUCCGAAGGUAAGGCCAGGUUACUAAUUUAAUCCAACAUGGCGACUUCCUCUACGGUUUUACAGUGCGAAGGAGCUGAAAGAUUCCGAAUAUUUGCAUCGCUAAGAUCAAAAUGGGACACAAAGAUACCGUUUGAAAAUUAUAUUUGUAGUUCAACGAAACAAAUGGCCGAGGUUCAAUUUUGCAUUACCUCAGACUUCACCUUCCAAACGAUUUCAUAAAAUGCUUGUGAACGUCUCCUUAAAGCACCCAAACCUAAAUGAAAACAGAUUUAGAGAAGCAUUUUUGUCCGGGUUUCCGGAGACAAAAGGACACAGGAACGUACAGACUCCAAAUUGACUGGAUGCCUGAAUAAGCUCAGCUUCGAGCAUUUGUUGAUUUUAUGAGUACGCCUUGCUUACGGUACGUGAACUUUGCCAGACGAAAUUACAUGAAACAAAGUUAGUUCUUAUGUACUUUUAAACUUUUUGGUAACAAUAAUUGGACUUUGACUGUGUUUCCAGGUCAGUUUUAAGGGCUUCACAGGAACUGUAGCAUUUAAACGUACAGGGGAACGGAAAAUAAAAACUGGCAUGGACAUUUUGAAUAUUCUUCCGAAGGAAGUAAAGAAGGUAAAGUUUCGCACAUGUAGUUAUUGAUUUUGUUGAAUUGUGGGACUGUUAUUUUCCCUGUUUUUUUUUUCGUCAUGGUUGUAUAUUUAAAUGUGUAUCUUUGUAGGUAUGAGUAUUAAAUGAAGGGAUGGGAUGAUCUGGUAAACACGCAUACCUAAACCUAGUGUGCUCUUGCUGUGGAAUGGGGGAUAAGAAUUGGCAGGAUGAUCAGCUGGAUCAUAUGCUUGAUUUUCGAGAUGUAACCUAAUUUUCGUUUGUAUACCCCCAAUCAACUGAGUUUGAGGUUCGAACUUUAAGUUACAGACCAAGUUUCCCCCCCUGGAUUUAUAGCCCAGGUAUGAAAUGUACUGUCCAUAGAUCAGAAUGGAAAGAAGGAGGUUGCAUAACUUAUUGCACAGACCCUUAAAAUGAGAUUAGUAAGAUAUUUAUUAUAUCUCUCAGUUAAAAUAGAGGGGGAGUAUUUAAAUUCCAACAAACUUAUGAAUUUAGCUGGCCACACAGUGAAAUAAGGCCAGCUAAAUUGACCAAUCAUAGUGCACAUACUAACAGGGAGAUAUAAUAAAAGAGUUGACAGGAUGCAUGAGCACUAGGAUUACAAUCUGAAUUUGUGAGAUGUAACUUACUUAUCAUUUAUGAUUUUAAUAUUUUAACUUAUACUUUAGAUUGGUUCAUGGAAACCAGAGCCGGGAAACAAUGGACACAAUGUUUUGCCUGGGAGUAGUGAAGAGCCUAAGUGGAUCGGAUGUUUUUAUGAGUCUGUGAAAUGCCAUAAUUACAAUCCAGAUCCCACAACCAUUGGCCUUACACCAAAGCUACCAAAACUAAAUAUUACCACAGUGCUGGUGAGAAUACAAUGUUUUGCUACCCAACCAUUUGUAGCCUGUGUACAGUGGCCACCUUCAUGUACCCUCCAAAAGAUUGAUUUUUCUUGGAGGGUGGAAGGGGGGGUGGCUGUGAACAGGCUAUCAUUUGGAUGAUACAGUUUAUGAGUGAAGGGUCUUCCCAUGUUGUUCCUAACUCUUAUGCUUUACAAGUAUAAAGAAGAUAAUAUGAAGAAGAACUUAUUUAGUGACACUUGGUGUUGGAUUCUUCUGUGGUUACAUGUUAGAUGUGAUUAAUUUUUCAGAGUUUCCAACUAUAAUCAUGAUAGAAAAAUUGCAAUUUAUUUUUAUUGUAGAAAGAUACCAUCAGUGAUUGAAAGAGAAUAUCGCUAGUUACUUAUGACCUAUGUAUUUUAUAGCACGAUUUAAUGUUUAAUACUAUUUAAAACUCUCUUUUUUUAACCCUUUAACUCCUAUAAGUGACCAACACAGAAUUUUUCUGUACAAUAUCAGUACAAUAUCAUGCAAACAAAUGACAAGAAUAAAGAAAAAUGUAAAUUAAAGUCGAUUAUUACCUGGUAGUUGAUCCAAUAACAAAUUCUUGGAACUAACAUAAUAACAAUUUUAUGACAGACAGUAAGGAGAACUACUAAUGGGAUCUUGGAGUAAAAGGGUUAAUUUGUCUCUGUCAUAACCCAUAUAUUAUUUCAAAGCUGUCUAGAAUUCCACGUUGUAGUUCUCAACAAUUUCUAUCAAUGGUAUUUGAAGAGAUUAGUGGAAAAUAGCCCAAAUGAAAUACAUGAAAUCCAACACCUCAAGAUCUUUGCUCUCCUGAGGAGUGAAUGUUUGGUGAAAUUCAUCCCAAACUCCUCAGAUAAUUAAAUCAGGAAUGAAUAUUCCAUUGCUGCUAGUAAAUCUUAUUCUCUUGGAUGGAAAGCACUGCACAGGAUUUGAUGAGUAUUUGAUGUGACAGCUCUGAUAGGGUAUAAACUGAUGAAAUGUUUGACCUUACCCUACAGGAGCCACCAUUUGUGGAAAAAGUAAAUAAAUCUUCCAAACUUGUGGAUCUAGCUGGAAAAGUUUCUAAAGGAGAUCUUCAAGGAUUCCUCAUUGAUGUGAUUGACGAACUGUCUAAAGAAGCUCAGUUUGAGUAUGAUAUCUAUUUGAGACCUGACAGAAAGUAUGCAAAUGUGAUUGAGGAACUGAAAAAUCAGGUGAAGAGUUACACAAAAGUGUACACAUGUCAUUUAAAUUUUUUUUUUCUGACUAUAUCAGCUCGUAUGCUGGACAUAACUUGUAAGGGCUCCAUCCAUUUUAGUGGCUGAGUUGUGAAAUUGUCAGUGUCUUGUACAUUUAUCAUGGCCUCUCCUCAUCCAUGAGUAGCAUAAGAUACUUUGGUUUUACGAACUGAGUUGAUAAUGUAAAUUGGCCAUAGUGAAGAGUUCCUAAAGCUGACAUUUUGAGCAUUAGCCCUUACUCAGAGCAAAUGAGUAAUGGUUCUUUGUGCUAACAUAUGGUAGUCUGCAGUGGUCUCUUCCAACAUCUAGAAAGUUUGGAAAACUACAAAACUGUGGGGCAAAAGUUUAUCUUUCAAAUUGGUAUACUUAACCCCUACAACAUCAACAAAUGCUUUUCAUUCAACUAAUUUAUUCUUGUGUUUUCACGUAACCAUGUUUCCACCAAUAGCAUGGCUGCAUCUUUCUGUAUGUAAACUGCACAAUCCACAAUUAUACUAUUUACUGUGACAAAAGGGCCAACUGAUUCGUGGGUGGUGUUCAAUUUGGUAAAUACAGUACUGGGUGUAUCCUGUAUGGAAAUUUGAUGAAUGCUUGGUGCUGUAUUUGAUAUAUGGAUUUUUGUUUUAAUGUUUCCUAUCAGGAAAAGGAUAUGGCACUUGCACCUAUAACGAUAACUGCCCAACGCGAGCAGGACAUUGACUUUAGUAAGCCCUUCAUGGACUUCAGUUUGAGUCUUAUUAUGCAGAAAGCAAAUGAGCCAGCCAUCAACAACUUUGCUUUUCUCCAACCAUUUACUGGUCAAGUGUGGCUGUCCACCAUUGGUGUGGUAGGUGAACGUACUUGAUUCAUUGAAGCAUACAUUGUGCAUACAUGUAUAAGGCUUGUGAUUGGGCUUUAUGGAUCAAAGGGAAUUACCGUAAUGAUACUAUAUAGCACCCUCCUUCCAAUAAGCGCUCCCUCUCUAAUAAGUACCCCUCCCCCCAUAGAAUGUGUUUUUGUUAACAAGCGCUCCUAUUCUAAUGAGCUUCCCUAUUGAGUAAGCGCCCUCGUUCGAAUAAGCGCCCCCUGUCUAAUAUGCGCCUUCCCCAUCGAAUUUGUUUUGGUUGAUGAGUGCCCCUAUACUAAUAAGUGCUCCAAUUCCGUUUGAGUUAUAGCACCAUUAGAGUACAUUUUCGUUGAGAUCAACCUGGGUUCAUCUUUCUUUAAUUGCUCACUUUAAGCCCCAUAACAAAAAAGUGAUCUUUGUCUCAGUCUCUCUGCUGUUAUGUCGCCGUGAGGGUACAGUUCUUUUAAACGAAAGAUCCUGUUUUAAAAUUUUGCGACAAUUGCUUGGCAUCAAAGCUUUGUUUCACAUUCUGCUGUUUCUCAAAAAAGAAAUAAGCGCCCUGUCUCGAUUAAGCGCCCUCCCUCGAGGUACCAUAGGUAAAUAAGCGCUGAAUCGAAUCAUUACGGUAAAAAUUAAUACAGUGCACGUGGGAGGCUGCCGACAUUUACAGAGAGAGAGAUCAGAAAUUUAACCCACCAUCAUCAUUCCCAACAGUCUGAAGUUCUUAGAGGUAGAUGUGUUUUCGCCUUGUCACGAACGUGCAACGGAGGGAAAAAUCCCGGUCCCUAUGAAGAAUCGAACCUCAGACCUUCGGAUUCCACGCACCGAUGCUCCACCGCUGAACUACAAAGAUUCUGCGGUGAGCUAGGCCAUUACUACUUGAAAAACAUUCAGCAAGUGAAUGACUCCCAGUUGUCACUUCGGACAACGACCAUAUUCAGCCCUCGCACACCCGGCUUUCCCACUUUGUGUUUUGAGACAGGAUCUGAGGUGGGAUGGUGAUGGGGGGAUAUGCCCUCUUUGUGAAGUAGGGAUCUGUAAGAGGCAAAACGUUUCUCCGCCACCUUAUUUUUUAAGGUUUUGUUUAUCACUGGAAUGAUGUGUGUCAUGGACUAUUUGAGCCCAUUUGGUUACCGUGCUCGCGCUCUUGAAUCUGACGAAGAGCCUGGAAAUGAGUUUAACCUCUUGAACAGUCUGUGGUUUGCUACAGCUUCCGUUUUACAGCAGGGUCCAGAUAGCACCCCUCUGGCGCCUUCUGGUCGUUUGUUAGCCUCUACGUUCUGGUUCUUUAUCUUGAUCUUGAUAUCUACAUAUACGGCAAAUCUGGCAGCAUUCUUCACGAGUAAGUAUUACUUUUCGUAGCCAACUCCAAAUAAAUCUCACCUACUUGAGUUAGUGGUUUUUAUGGGGGAAUUCCGCCGGAAGAAGUACACCAAAGGGGAUGUUUUAAAAGCAUCUCUCUGUUAUUAGCCAGGACGCAUAUUUUGCCUUUCCGUUCUUGAUAACAGCAUGUAAAGGGAUGCAGUAAUUUUGUUUGUGGUACAAUGUACAUAAAAAGGAUACCCUCUCAGUCAUUAAAACUUAGAUGCGGAGUAUCCGUAUGCAAGACUACGUCAAGUACUAGUUGUCAUGACCACUUACAGUGUAUACAUGUCAUUGUUUAGUUGUUAAAUCACCGCUUGACCCUAAGGGGUGACAUGCAUUUAAAUUUCUCUGUACAUUGUCACCCUUGAAUCAAAUAUCAAGGCCACAAGACUAAAAGAAAUAAUCAUCAACUUAUGAAGCUCUUGAUUGUUAAACAAACUCUCCUCAUCAGCACUUUAGGAAAUGUAUAGAGCACAGUAAUGAUGUUAGGGUGUAAAGUGUUGAAGCAAGAAUUCAUUACAGUUCCUGUAAAUGAUUUUCCUCCUUAGUCAAACGUACUGCUGAUACAAUUAAUUCGUUGGAGGCUCUGGCGAACCAAAACAAAAUAAAAUAUGGUGUUAUGAAAGGGGGUUCAGUGAUGACGUUCUUUGAGAAUUCAGAGGAUUCGCUGUACAGAAAAAUGUUCUCUCACAUGAGAGAAUAUAAGACCUUUGUUGAUGGGACCAAAGCUGGAGUGGAAAAAGCGAGGACCGAACAAUACGCUUACAUAACGGAAUACCCGUACCUGGAGUACUACAACCAACAGAAACCUUGCAAUACAAGACUGUUAAAAAAUCUGAUUCAAACCAAGAGCUAUGGGAUUGGACUUCAGCGAAACUCGCCAUACACUAACAGAAUUACAGUUGGAAUUUUGAACGUAGGUGUUAUGAAAUAAGCGACAGAGAUUUUUUACUGUCGGGGGGAGGGGUGGGGGUGUCAGAGGAUUUCGGUCGUUUCGCAAUUAAACUUACCUGAUUCUCCUUCGGCUCUGCAGUAUUGUAAUGAUCCCCGUCAUUGACGGUCAAUUACUAUAUUUCUCCCUUUAUACUUUGUUGUUGACGAGCUCUCCCCCCCCUCCCUAAUAAGUGAUGACUGGUCCGUUAAGCCUUCUUGAGUUUGACGAAAAAAACAAAACGAACAAAAUUAAAAUAGACGGAGAGUAUUUGAACAUGGAAUCCUACUCAGGCUAAGUAAUGGAGAGGAAAAACCCCGAUUAAAUGCGCGGUUGACAUCGUAUGGUUCUUCCCUUCAUUUGCAGCUGCGGGAGAGGAAUUUUAUUGAGAAGACUCGUCAAAGGUGGUGGGAUGAUAGGAGCCAGUGUCCACCGCCUUCAAAGUCCAAAACUGGCAACACGCAGAGCCUUGACGUUAACAACUUGGCCGGUGUUUUUAUUAUUCUGCUGGGUGGUGUGGUGAUCUCUAUCGUGCUUGUCAUUAUUGAGAUACGCUGCAGGAAGCUGGUGGAUCUCUUGACAAAUGGGAAGGUAAGAUAGAACUUUUUUUUUUUUCCUUUUUCUAGUACUUGUUGUAGGGAAUGGGUAAAUUAGCUUAACCGGAAUUUUUCUUCUUAAAAAAUUGCAGCGUUUUGGUCUGACAGGUAAAGAAUCUCAAACAGAUUAAUAAAAAAAAGUAGUUAGAAAGCGUUUGUUGUUGAGCGAGUGUUUACAUUCAAUUUUUUUGAAAAUUCGUUUUGAUCCUGUCGUAAUUGACAAAGGACGAUAGGUAUUUGAAUUCUCGAAUCAUAUUCAUUGUACCACGCUCGUGAUGAAUGAUAAAACCUCUAAAACUUUGGUAAUCUUCGUACUAGUUUUAGUUUUCUUUUGAUCUAAUUUUUCCCUCCUGUUUUUUACAAUCUCACUAAAUUUGAGGUUUACCCAGUAAUUUGCAAAAAGAAAAAGCACUGAGACUGUAUUGUUAUUAUUAUUACUAUUGAGACAAUGCUCCUUUAAUUAAUCUGGCCCCGGUUGUUCGAAGGUUGGAUAACGCUAUUUAUUGGAAAAAUCGUCUAAAUCUGGUGGUGGAUACCGCAAAACGUUUUACUAUCACCUAUCCAUUGGAUAGCGUUAUCCGCCCCUCAUACGACUGGGCCCUGGACGUUAUUUUGAUUGUUUUAGCGGACGUCAGUUUCCUCUGGAGAUGAAGGUCUUUAAAAUGAUAUGGAAGGUUAUUGUUAGAUUUACCUGCUGAUGUUGUUUGAAAACGAAGUCAUGAUCUUACGAAAGAAAACAAAUUCAACUGCACCUGCAUGGAGGGGGAAAUGAAUUUCAUGAUACAGAAAUCAAAAGAAAGCUCGCAAUUAAAAAUAAUGCUUUUCGAAUUUAUCUUUGUAACACUUUUUACAUAGAUGUCUCUCUUUACGAGAAGAUCUAUGAUGAGAAUUUUGUGGACAUUUUUCAACAUUGCAUCUCUAGAGUGCGAUUUAGUAUCGGCGGAGGCAAGGCGAACCCAAAGAAAUUGUAUUUCAAGCAACAUUUGACAGGAAAAAUUGUUUGGGCCCUUUGCGAGUUGUUUGAUUCCUAGCUUUUUGAAAUUCAUUUCCUUUAUAGCGAGCCAUAAGACACCGCUUGAGACGGGAGUCGAAGGAACCAUCGGAUGACCCUAACAACACCCGCGUGCGUGUGGGAGUGGUUUUGUCACAGGGUGAUAGGGUACUUAAACCCAUGCGUCAGAAUACGCCUCAAACUUCUGGCUGGAGAAAGUUGUUUGGAAAGGAUUAGAGGAAUUGAAGAAGAUUUAGGAAUUUACAUGUACGUGAGCUCUGUCCGUUAUCAAACAUUAUUUACCGCCUGGAAAAAAGGGGGGGGGGUUAUUAGAGGAUUUUGGGGUCGUGUGACUAUACGAUUUACCUGAAUCCCCCCUUCCCAAGGUAUUCUAAAAUUCUUAUGUUCCCCUCCCCUCCCCUCUCGCGGCAGUUAAUUGGCAGUCAAUUUUACAUUGUCUCCCUUUGUACAAGUGACUUUCGACGACUAAUACCCGUUUCGUUCCCCUGAAAACUAUGCCAUGUGAUCCCCCCUCCUUUAGAUUCCAUUUACCCAGUGACCGUUUUAUAGUGAUUAACACAUUUAAUGUUUGCGUCUGUUGGUUGGGAUUAGUUAGUUUCGAUUUAUUUUGCUUCCCUGUUCUGUUAAUGGUUCGUCCGUUUUUGUAUUUAGAGCAGAGAGCAAUUUUUAAUCGAGUGUCGAAAGUAGUCCAGAAUUGCUUCGUUUUUGCUUCACUUCGCCCUGUGAUUGGUCCAGAAAGCUCGCGCCACUCUCCCAACCAAUAUGAUUCUAAAGUAAAACCAAUCUCGACUUAGUCACCUCAGUCCCUCCGCGCUUUAGGCAGUCUUGUCGGCUUUACUUUGAGUUCUCAUUGGCUCUUAAAGGUAUUUUUCUUUCUUCUGAUCGGCCAUCGUAAUUACUUUGGUAUUGGUUUUACGACACUCAACCGAAGAGUGCUCUAACGGUUAAUUAGACUGAAUUUUGCUAUCGUUGCACCCUAAAACUGGUGGCCAGCUUUAAAAUGUAAAGGGCAAGCUAAUAAAGCUAGCAAAGUCUGUUCUCAUUCUUAUAUUUUCCAAUCCUUUCCAUCAAAUUGGAUAAUAUAAACACAGUGUUCCGCCCGGUUUAAUGACUGAUCAUUAUUUAUUGCCGGUGGGAAGGGGGGAAGGGGGGGGGGAAGGGGAAGGGGAAGGGGGAAGGGGGAAGGGGGAAGGGGGAAGGGGGAAGGGGGGAAGGGGGAAGGGGGAAGGGGGAAGGGGGAAGGGGAAGGGGAAGGGGGAAGGGGGAAGGGGGAAAGGGGGGAAGAAGUGGAAUGGAGUCGAAGGAUUUUGUCUGUGUUACGAUUCUUCCAUAAGGCUCUGUAAUACUCUCAUGAUUCUCUUACCCCCCCAAAUGAUGGCGGUUAAUUGGCAGUCCAUUUUCUAUAGUUUCCCUUUUAGGUUCUUUUGGCGACUACGACUGAUCCCCCACAAUCCUCCAUAUCCCACCCCCAUCCCCCCUCCCGCGAUAAAUUAUGAUUGCGAAGUGGCUUUUAAUGUGAUAUAACAAAAUAUACUUAUCUGUUUUAGUGUCGUAAAGCUGAAGAAGAAGCAGAUGGUGGUGAAGUUAUUCCCACGGAGAACAUCCGUUUUGUUGAACCGAGGGUCACAGUUCCAUACAUGAUUAAUUUGCGUCCACACUAUGACAAGUAUGCAUUUGCACCCGAGAGUAAACUCUAAAACGAUAGCGCAACCAGUGUGAACUGCAGCAUAUACGUAUGGAUGUCUCACGAAUAAAUUGGUACCUAAGUUAAGUUCCAGUGAGUCAAGUGAAUUUUAAAACGGAAUGAUAUCACCUGGGAACCUAUAACGAGUUAACAGCUUUAAUUUAGCUUAUUUAACUCAUUGCCUGUUCAAGAUGCAAUGAACUUUGAGGGAAUGUAAAAGCAAACAGUUGUAGUCUACAUAAGGAUGUGAUCUUUGUCGCAAUGAUCACGCAGCGGUGUGCUCUGACAAGGGAGUGUUACGUGACAUGAUGGCGUGACGUGUAGUUGAGUGUCACUCCAGUAAUCUUUGGUAAUUCUUCAAGCUAUCUAAUAAGGGGCUUUAGGUUAAUGAAAAUGCAAAAAUUUGUUCUUUUUCGAAGGGUAUUAUGUUGCUUAAAGGAGCUAUGGCUAUGGCUAUGUAUUUGUUAAAUGCGUUUCACAUCGCCAUUUUCUAUGAAUUGUUGGAAUCGUAAGAGUUAUGGCUUUAAUCCGUGACAAAUAUAUGAGAAUCGAAAGUAGGGCAAAAAGAUGAGAAACAGUCGUUGAGAUGAUUAAAGCGGAAUUUAUGUCGCUCGUACAGAAAGAGAUGAGGGUGGCUUUGAUGGUCGAUGUUUUAGUUCAAAACAUGGUGCAUAUCUUCUGUACUACUUUUAAGAUAUCAUAAGUGUUAUCUCGUAUUCUAGUGCGUUUUUGAGUCAUAAAUCGUCAUCAUUUUUUCUUGUUUCCCAGUCUUAAAGGUUAAUAGACAUGUUAGAUGCCUAUUUUGUGGAAUUCUCCUCCUUUAUUUGAAUCAUAGAAAAAAAAAAUGAUAGUAUCUUGCCUUGACGGCCAUUUCUCAAAUUAAAAAUGGUCAAUUAUAAUCCAAAAUAAGUAUUGCAUCCAACAGCCACCUCACACUGAUAAGCAGUAAAAGGUUCUUUCAAUUGUAGUGGUAACUGUUUUUCGUUAAUGUUGGAAGUUCAUUGAUAGCAUUUGGUUCAUUUUUGAUUUCAAGGAAUUUCAGUAAGCAGUCUAUCUGCUGAUCAUUACCUAGGUGUAUUAUAGUCUUAAGGCCUGGUUCGGACUGUCGAAUAUUUUAGACCUUUGAAUCUUAUCAUUUUAUAGUUAAAGUGAUGAGUGAAAAAACUUUGCUGGACUCGUUUUGAUCAUUUGGCCUGUGGAGAUCCCAUGUUAACAGAACCGACAUAACGGGGAACGUAAUUAAAAGAUGACUCACAUACAAAUCCUCAUUAAAUUGACCCAUCUGGCAAGGAAAAACUUAAGUUUGCACAAUUUUAGUUUUUCGUUUGUCUUUGAAUUAAAUUGAACUCCUUUUUCCACUUUUGCUUCAAAACGUUUUGUGUUUCUUGAAAAGUACUAGUAUUCUGCUGGAAAACUGUUGACGUGCAUAUGUAGUUCAACGAUUUAAAUUUUAACAUCACAGCUCUUUCAGGAUCCAUAAGACCCUCUCAAGAGACCUUUUCAAAAGGUAAUAAAAAGAUAUUGUGCUGAAAAUGAAUGAAAAUUAUACAUAUGUGAUAUAAAUUGGAAUAAAUGAGUUCAAUUCAUCAGCCCAUGAAAGCAUCUAGAUGAGAGUGAAAGACAAGUUCGAAAAGUAUUUCAUUGAAAAAUCUUCAAUGAAUGGAAUAUUAAAAAGAGAUGCACAUAAACAGGAACCACUUAGCUCUUGUCAGAUCAGAAAAACUAAUUCAAUAUUAUAAGUAACGAAAGUUCCAUCCAGUUUCAUUAAAAAAGGUGAUAUAUUCGUAACUGCGAAUGUAAAAACCCC